CUGUCCAAUCGGAGGUAUGAGCCCCUGGUGCAGCUAUGCCAUGUGGGCCACGCAGAUUACAUCCUCUAAUCUGCCUGUCAUGAAAAUCCAAGCACAGAUGUAAAAGAAUCAGAAUCAGAGGCAUCGUGUACCGACAAAUGGAUGGCUGGACGCCAAACCCAAGAUGGGAAAAGACUGAAUGAACUCAUAUCAACAAGGCAGAAAGCAGGCGUUCAUGAGAAUGGACCAGCCAACCACCGCCAAGAAGCCACUAUGGCUCACAUUGGACAUUCCCAUCAUUCAGCUGACACCUGAUGACAUGUCCACUCAUAAGGAGCCACUAAAACGCCAGCGCAGUGUCAGCGUGCCAGGAGCAAACUCUCAGGGCGGCCAUGCUGCCUUAGAAACAUCUAAAAACUACCUCAGACCUCCUCUGGCGAGAUUGCCGUCCUCCACACUGUCCAAAGGAGAGUGUAGGGAGAAAAAAGUGCACUUUGAGCGAGUCAACACAAUUCCCCCUAAGGGUCAGAGGUGCCCUCGGAGGGUGUCUACUAUCCGAAGACGUUCUUGCAUUCCCAAAAUACUGACCCGACGACGGUCAUCGAUACCCAAACAGAUUAUCAGGGGUACAGCAGACUGGUUUGGGGUGAGCAAGGACAGCGACAGCACCCAGCGAUGGAGGAGGAAGAGCCUGCAGCACUGCGGCCAACUCUACGGUGGUCUGAAGGCUCAGGUGAUGAGGAGUAUGGAGCUACCCAGCCAGGACAACAUCUCCCUGGCCAGUACCGAGACCCCUCCUCCCCUUUAUUUCCCACCCCAACACCCCAGUCACCAUCGCUAUGGCAUGCAGAGGAUUGUGGACCCCCUGGCUCGGGGUCGUGCCUUCCGUUUGGCGGAAGAGGUAGACUUCAGCGUCCUGCCGACUCCUGUCACCCCGUGUGGCGCGUCUCUCUGCUCCUUUUCCAGCUCUCGAUCAGCCCUCAGCAGGAUGCCACGGCGACGCAAACGGGAGUCCGUCGCCGUCAUGAGCCUUAAAGCUGCGGCAGCACUAAUGAAAGGCCGCACAGUAGCUGAAAGCACCACAGGUCGGCGUCGAAUGCGGAGUUUCCUGCCCCCCAGUUUCUUUCAAGACGACCAUGUGGACUUCCCUGAUGAUCUGGAUACAUCUUUCUUCACCGAAGAAGGUCUGCAGGAUGAACUGUCCAGCUACGCCGAUGAGGUUUUUGAGACGGCAUCAGAGGCUGCAUGUCAAAUGGUCGAUGAGGGUGAUCUGACAGGAAGUGCGUUGGAUAGGAACGAACUGGAGAGGAGUCACCUGAUGCUGCCAUCAGAGCGAGGAUGGCGUAAAGCGAAACACGGCUCAUCAGUCCAACCUAAGGCGCAUUUGAAUCAAGACGCGGUGAGUCAACAGCGCGGACAACGAAUCACCGUUCCCGUUAAAAAACUGUUCGCCCGAGAGAAGAGGCCUUACGGGCUCGGCAUGGUCGGCCGCCUCACCAACCGAACGUACCGCAAGCGCAUUGACAGCUUCGUCAAGAGGCAGAUUGAAGACAUGGACGACCACAGGCCUUUCUUCAGCUACUGGAUCACAUUUGUGCAUUUACUCGUCACCGUUCUGGCUGUCGCCAUCUACGGCAUCGCUCCUGUGGGCUUCUCGCAACAUGAAACUGUUGAUUCAGUGUUACGCAACAAGGGGGUGUAUGAAAAUGUGAAAUUUGUGCAGCAACAAAAUUUCUGGAUUGGUCCAAGUUCAGAGGCGUUGAUUCACCUGGGAGCCAAGUUUUCCCCAUGCAUGCGUCAGGAUCAGGAGAUCCACAGGCUGGUCCAGGAGAAGAGGGCUAAAGAGAGAGAGUCGGGGUGCUGCGUAAGGAACGAUCGCUCUGGCUGCUUACAGACCUCUCAAGACGAGUGCUCGACCACCUUAGCAUUGUGGGUAAAAUGGCCUCAACACCCCAGUGCUACUUAUCUGAAUAAUAAACCACGCCAAUACGGUGCCGUCUGCCAUCAGGACCCCAGAAUUUGUCAGGAGCCUGCCUCUGUUUCACCUCAUGAGUGGCCUGAAGACAUCACCAAGUGGCCAAUUUGCACAAGAUACAAUUUUGGGAAUCACACCAACCUGCCCCACAUCGACUGUACCAUCACGGGCCGACCCUGCUGCAUCGGAACCAAAGGACGGUGUGAAAUCACUUCCAGAGAGUAUUGUGAAUUUAUGCACGGCCACUUCCAUGAAGAAGCUACUCUCUGCUCACAGGUUGCCUGCAUGGAUGAUGUAUGCGGACUACUUCCUUUCCUCAACCCAGAAAUCCCAGACCAGUUCUCCCGACUAUGGCUGGCCCUCUUUCUUCAUGCUGGGAUCCUACAUUGUGUGGUGUCGGUGUUAUUCCAAAUGACCAUCCUCAGAGAUCUGGAGAAGCUGGCUGGCUGGCUGAGAAUCUCCAUCAUCUACAUGCUGAGUGGCAUCACAGGCAACUUGGCUUCGGCCAUAUUUCUGCCCUACAGGGCGGAGGUGGGCCCUGCUGGUAGUCAGUUUGGCAUCCUGGCGUGUCUCUUUGUGGAGCUCUUUCAGAGCUGGCAGAUCCUUGAGAGGCCAUGGCGGGCGUUUGGGAAGCUGUCAGCCAUCUCCGUGUUCUUCUUCUCUUUUGGCUUGCUUCCCUGGAUUGACAACUUUGCCCACAUCUGUGGUUUUGUCUCAGGAUUUUUCCUAUCCUUUGCCUUUUUGCCAUACAUCAGCUUUGGGCGUUUAGAUAUGUACCGCAAGAGGAUCCAGAUCUGCGUAUUCCUGCUGGUGUUCCUGGGUCUCCUCUCCGCCUUGGCCGUGCUUUUCUAUGUUUACCCUGUGAAGUGCGAUUGGUGCGAGUACCUCACCUGCAUCCCAAUCACGGACAAAUUUUGCGAGAAGUACGACCUGAACGCCAACCUGCUUUGACCCACGUGGGUCAUAAAUGGUGCCAUUCCUAAAAUGAAGAGGACAACUCCAUUUGGAGCCUUCAGAGCGAGCUGUAAUUUUUUUCUUUCUUUCUUGGAGGUAAACAUCAUGCACAAAAGAAGCCUUCAAAGAUUGUUAUGUACAAAUGUUUUAGCAGUGACUCAAAUGUUGUGUUUUAUUAACUUUGCUGCUUUGUGAGUCACACCGGUUGUAUAUUAUUGUAUUGGAAUCAUGUAUAAUUAUUUUAAAAAGUUGACUUUUAAAAUGACUUAACCAAAGUAUAUAACACAUAUGAAGUGCUUAUAUUUUUCUGUAUAUAAUAAAAGCAUUAUAAAAUGAAGGCAUGAAUAAACACAAAAUGUAAGUCACUGCUAAAUGUUUGUUAACUUUUGUUAACCAUAAAUUCUGUCUACCAAAAAUCUGAUGGUGACCUCAAUCUGAAACCAACUUGGGUUCUGCAGCAGGACAAUGAUCCAAAACACACCAGCAAGUCCACUUCUGAAUACCUGACGAAAAACCAA
This is a messenger RNA of Doryrhamphus excisus (bluestripe pipefish), 3426 nucleotides long. The record is from RefSeq and is a predicted model, not a curated record. Lineage: Eukaryota; Metazoa; Chordata; Actinopteri; Syngnathiformes; Syngnathidae.